AUGUGUUGGUUUUGGCGGACAAAUAAAGAUAUCAAAUGGCUUGCUUCUUGCUUUCUGGACUCCUUGGCAACGCUGAAUUACCCUGCAUGGGGAUAUGGACUUAGAUACAAGUAUGGUUUAUUCAAACAGCUUAUAACAAAGGAUGGUCAGGAGGAAGUUGCUGAAAGCUGGCUUGAGAUUUGCUACAUUUUGUACCCCGGGGAUGAAUCAGUAGAAGGAAAGAGACUACGACCUAAGCAACAACAUACAUUAAGCUCUGCCUCUCUCCAGUAUAUUAUUGCACGCUUUGAAAAGAGAUCAGGGAAGACAGUAAAUUGGGACACUCCCAGAAAAAGUGGUUGUACAAAUGAAUGAUACUCACCCAACACUUAGGAUAUUGAUGAAUGUAAAGGGUUUAAGCUGGGAGAAAGCCUGGAAUAUUACUAAA
Molecule: messenger RNA, 427 nt
Organism: Gastrolobium bilobum
Lineage: Eukaryota; Viridiplantae; Streptophyta; Magnoliopsida; Fabales; Fabaceae
Product: alpha-1,4 glucan phosphorylase L isozyme, chloroplastic/amyloplastic-like
Exons: 2
Coding region: 1-354 (117 amino acids)
Biological process (GO): glycogen catabolic process
Cellular component (GO): cytoplasm
Molecular function (GO): pyridoxal phosphate binding; glycogen phosphorylase activity
Source: RefSeq, a predicted model, not a curated record